This is a messenger RNA of Plenodomus lingam JN3, 180 nucleotides long. RefSeq lists its product as uncharacterized. NCBI's taxonomy places the organism in Eukaryota, Fungi, Ascomycota, Dothideomycetes, Pleosporales, Leptosphaeriaceae. The record is from RefSeq and is a predicted model, not a curated record.
AUGACAAGCGGAGAGGGCGGAGGCGAGAUAUUUUUUUCCAUGUUGGCAACGAUGGCCAAUGGCAUCUACUCUCCAUUGUACUACCUUGCGUUGUUGGAAGCGGCCGAUGCGGGACAAGGUCAAGCCUGGAUCGUGGCUUCUGCGGCGAAUCUUCGACCCGACGGUGAAGAAGAGGGAUGA